GCCGCGGAAGCUGCCAAAGAGAAAGGGGAAGAGGCGACAGGGGCUAAGCAGAUGUCCCCUGAAGACAUCGAAGCAGAAGAGAGGGCGAAACGCAUCGCAGAACACAACGUGCGUACGUGAGGUGGCCAUCGACUCACCAUAACAUGCGCACACACAUCUCCUUCACGUAUGUCUGCAGAGGAAACAUGCUGCCGAGAUAGCCGAGAGGGAGGCGCGAAAGCGAAAGGAGAAGGAGGAAGAAGAGGCCAAGAAGCGGGUACAUGUACACACAUACAACAACAAACGCAGAUACAGGAACACACAUCAACCCUUCCAGCGAUGUUCGCCCACGUGUGUGUGUGUGUGUGUGUGCGUGUGGUUCAGGAGAUCCGUGCGAAGCAAGAGGCGAACCGUGACACCGUCACAGCAUCGGAUCGCUUCAAGCGCCUCCAGCAGCAACGGCAGCAGGAUGAAGACGAAGACGAAGAGGAGGACGUGAGCACUCUGACAGACACAGAGAGGCAUGAUGACAGAGACACAGACAUGCCUGCUCUCCUGUGGUGUGCGUCUGUGUGUGUGUUUCUGUGUCAGACGGACGAUUGGGACGAUUAGGACUGACACUUUCGAUGGGAUGGAUCCUUCGAUGGAGACCGGUCAUGAGCGGUGACAAAUUGAAUGCAUAUGAGGGAGUGAGAGUGUGUUCGUUGGUUGCAAUUGGUUUGUCGGUCGAUUCAUGAAUUAGAUGAUGAUCAGCCUUUAUUCAUAGUGCAACAAAUACAUACACACAAGGCAUAUGUGUCUCGAC
Messenger RNA from Vitrella brassicaformis, 784 nucleotides. Lineage: Eukaryota; Vitrellaceae. The record is from the annotation of a GenBank genome assembly.